This is a messenger RNA of Liolophura sinensis, 1722 nucleotides long. RefSeq lists its product as uncharacterized. Gene Ontology annotation, cellular component: membrane. NCBI's taxonomy places the organism in Eukaryota, Metazoa, Mollusca, Polyplacophora, Chitonida, Chitonidae. Gene Ontology annotation, molecular function: monoatomic cation transmembrane transporter activity. The record is from RefSeq and is a predicted model, not a curated record. Gene Ontology annotation, biological process: transmembrane transport; monoatomic cation transport. The transcript is spliced from 10 exons. Bases 1 to 1722 code for a protein of 573 amino acids.
AUGGGGAACAAAGGAUCCAGCACGGGGAACAGCGUGGAUAUUUGGUCUCUAAAUCAGGAGAAUGGAAGAUUCCGUUAUACCGGCUCAGUCCACGCCAUCGACAACCCAGCGCUGGAUGCAGCAGACGACAUUUAUCAACCGACAAUCCCCGAACACCCUCACGAGAAUGGUCAUGCGGAGGAGAAAAGCAACGACACAAAAGUGGACGAGAACGGUUUAGACAAGCCUAACGGGAUAUUGAAGAAUGGGAAAGUUGAAGAGAGCAAAGAAUCUGGCUCUGAGGAGCAGAGUCGGGGAGAGUUUGAAAACUCUGAAACAGCAGCUGUCACGCCGCGGUCGUCUCAUGCUGAGCUCAAACUGAGCGGAAGUAACUUGAUGCAGGCUGAUUGGGAGAUCCGUCCACGCCGGCUGUCGUCAAGAAGAUUCUCAUGCGGCGACAAACCACCUUGGUUCGUGGAACAUGAGCAAAAUGACGAUCCUGACAUGGAAGGGGUAGAUUUCUUACUUGGAAGAGCGAAAGCCUACGUGCCACCUUUUCUGGAGGAAACGCCACAUGCCAAAGACGCUAUUUUGUUCACAGAGGUAGCGCCUUCCAAUGCCAGCAUUGACGACCUUGCAGACGAAGAGUGGAAGUUUCCCAUCGACCACUUUUCGUCCAAGAAGAAAGGGAACAGCAAAAAGCUCAAAGCCCCAAAACGUAUCAAGUCCUACUACAAGGCCCAGGAUGAGCUUAUCACGUCGUUUGAGGACGUCCAUCUUGACCUUGACGACGCAAUGGAGAACGCAGAUGACAAAUUGCGACUCCAAAGGCGGGUGAAUCUUUUGGCCAAGAUCACUUUGGCCGUCAAUGUGAUGCUUCUGAUUGCUAAGAGCGUGGCCGUGGCUCUAUCAGGCUCAAUCUCUAUCAUCUCCAGUCUCCUUGACAGUGCCAUGGACCUUGUAUCUGGGGCAGUCAUCUGGUGGACCUCCCGGGCCGUUCGCAAGAGGAACCCAUACUCAUACCCUCAAGGUCGUACUCGUCUGGAACCUGUAGGAAUCAUUAUCCUGGCGGUGGUGAUGGCGGUAGCAUCUCUGCAGAUUAUCAAGGAAUCCGUGACUAAGAUGAUCUCGUUGGCGGGAGGCGCGGAUUCAUUGCCAAACAUGGACAUUGCCACGAUCGCUAUUGCUCUGUCAACCGUGGUGGUCAAGUUUAUCCUGUACAUGGUUUGUCGUAAAGUGGACAGUCCUAGCAUACAAGCUUUAGCUCUGGAUCACAGAAACGAUGUUCUCUCUAACACCAUCGCCCUGAUUUUCGGUUAUAUAGGUUCCGCUGAACUUCGAGAAAAGUCGGGGAUUCUGCAGUUAGCGCACCUUGACCCCAUUGGUGCCAUUUUAAUUUCCCUCUACAUUAUCAUUAACUGGGGUAAUACGGCUUAUGAUCAAAUCAAGAUGUUAACGGGUUACACGGCCUCUCCGGAGUUUCUGAGUAAGAUUACCUGGAUCUGCAUGAAUCAUCACCCCAAGAUAAAACAGGUGGAAACCGUACGAGCUUUCCACUUCGGCAACAACUUUCUGGUCGAGGUUGAUGUGGUACUUCCGGAAAAACUGACCCUGAAGAAGGCGCAUGACAUUGGCGAACCACUGCAACAAAAACUGGAACGCUUACCGGAUGUGGAGAGAGCCUUCGUUCACCUCGAUUACGAAGUGGGUCAUCACCCACACCUAGAGCAUAAGAUCGUCUGA